This is a messenger RNA of Micromonas commoda, 2274 nucleotides long. RefSeq lists its product with no specific name. The record is from RefSeq and is a predicted model, not a curated record. Bases 1 to 2274 code for a protein of 757 amino acids. Lineage: Eukaryota; Viridiplantae; Chlorophyta; Mamiellophyceae; Mamiellales; Mamiellaceae. The transcript has a single exon.
AUGCACGGCAGCGGUCACAGGAUGCCUCCCUUGGGCACGGACGGCGUCGGCGGCGAUCCUCCCAAGGGGACCAUCGCCAUGGACGACGCGUCCACCGACGAACCGCGGUCGGUACCGUCGAAAACCCCGUCGGCGAAGGCCAGCCCCGCGCGCGAUUCCGACGGCGCGACCGUGCCUUUGAAAGAUACAAUCGCCGACGGAGGAGAUCCCGCCUCCCCGAUCGAGUCCGCCGCGCUUCGCAGCCGCGUGAUUCAGCUCGAGGCCGAGCUCGCCGAGGCCAUGACGAUGGCGGAGAAUCCAUCCUCCGUCGAGCUCGCCGCCGCGCGGUCCAGGUCGAUCUCCCUCGAGGCGGAGCUGGAGAGCGCGAGGGCGGACGCGCGGAAGAGCGAAGAGGCGAUGGGCGGAAUGCUCCGGAUGCAGCGCGCCAUGUCGAGCGCGCAGAAGGCGAAGAUCACGCAGCUGCAGGAACAGAACGCGCAGCUCGAGGCGCGAAUCGUCGAACUGAACGCGUCCCUGGCGGAGGCGCGGACGACCGCGGACGCCGAGCGCCAAUCCCGCGAGGAACUGCGACGCGAGGCUGAGAAAUUCGAGGCGCACGUCAACGACGCCAUCGAGUCGCGGGAGGCGCAGUGGGGCGCCGCCAACGCCCACGCGGUGAACGAGGUGCGGUCAGAGCUCAAGGCGGCGAAGGAACUGACGCGGAAGAUGCACGUGGCGCACGCGGCGGCCAAGCUUCGCUGGGCGGCGGAGCGAGCGCACAUCAUUCAUUCCGUUCAUUCGGUUCACACCGCCGGGGAGGACGCGGGCGUGGACUCUGCCCACUCCCUGGGCGCGCUCGCGGCGGCUCGCGCGCGUUCCGACGUCGCGGGUUCGAUCCCUCCCUCGGGUGGCGGACACCACGACCCGAGGGCGCUCGCCGCGGAGGUUGCGGCGUCGUCGGCGCCGGGAACGGCGCUUCACGCGCUCCUCGCCGCGACGACCCGUUUCUCGACGGACGCGCGACGAACCGGACAACCGUCGGACGAAACGGCUGGGGGCGAAACGGCUGGCGACGAUUCCGCGCACGACGACCCGCUUCGCGAGUUGCUCCGCGACGCCAUGGAGGAGGAGGUGGCCGCCGCCAUCGAGCGGGGGUACCACCGUGACGGCGAUACAAUCGUCGUCGGAGCCAACGAGAUCGUCGAGGCGAUCGUCGCCAAGUACUCGGAGCGCGGAGACGACGGGGACGGGGCACGGGGAGGCGGGGACGGGUCGCAGGGAGGCGGGGACGGGGAGUCGGCACCCUCGGGGACGACGCGCGAUUCGGGCGGGGAGCGGCGUGACGAAUCCCGCCGAAACGUCGACGACGUAAAUUCCGACGACGAGGAGCGAGGCGCGUGGCGGGCCGAGAGGGCGUCGCUCGUCGCCGAGCUGGCGCGCGCCCGCGCCGCGGCGGACGCGGCGGACACGAGGGCGGCGCUGCUCACCGCGAACGGCGCGAACGGGCUCGCGAACGGCGGGGAUGAUUCCCAAAACGUCGACGACCUCGCCGCCGCGUACGAGGCUGAGGAGGCAAAGGCUGUGGCGGCGCUGGAAAUCGCCGCGGAGUUACGCGCGAACGCGCUCGAGGCGGAGCUCGAGGCGCUCAGGCGACGGGCGGUGUCGCCCGCGCAACUUCGCGCGGUGCUCGAGGAGCUCCGAACGCUGCGCGCCAAGACGGAGGCGCUCAAGCAGGGGUGCGUCAUGACGCAGAGGCUGGUGCGACCCACCGUGGAGUCGGCCAUCGCGUGCCUGCGACUGGACGCCGCCGAGGGCGCGAGACAGGGUUCCCUAGCAGACGGAGCAGACGGAGGAAGAGGAGGAGGAGGAGGAGGUGGUGGAGGUGGUGGUACAGAUGGAGGAGGCAACACGACGACGCCGGGGUUCGAACCGAGGACCUCGACGACUCCCGGAGCGAGGAUCGGUUUCGUCUCGCCUCGGACGGCGGCGAACGGCCUGAACGACGGAACGCCGCGCACCCCGUCGGUGGGACAAAUCGGAGGGUACCCCCGCGCGUCGUCGUCGUCCGCCGCCGCUAACACGGCCGUUACAGCCGUUACAGCCGAGGACCUCCCGGAGACGUUUCGCGUCGCGAUGGACGGGCUCGGGUUUUCGAAGUCGCUUCGCAAGUCGGCGGCGGUGCUCGUGGCGGAGGCGGAGGCGGACGCGGCGCGCCGCGCGCUGGCGUCCGCGGCGAAGAAGGCGCUCGCGUCCAUCAUGGACUCGCCCGCGGGAAGGAACCGACGCGCCGGUUGA